Synchytrium microbalum is the source of this 2190-nucleotide messenger RNA. RefSeq lists its product as uncharacterized. The record is from RefSeq and is a predicted model, not a curated record. Gene Ontology annotation, molecular function: biotin--[biotin carboxyl-carrier protein] ligase activity. NCBI's taxonomy places the organism in Eukaryota, Fungi, Chytridiomycota, Chytridiomycetes, Synchytriales, Synchytriaceae. The coding region runs from base 1 to 2190 and encodes 729 amino acids. The transcript is spliced from 5 exons. Gene Ontology annotation, cellular component: cytoplasm. Gene Ontology annotation, biological process: protein modification process.
AUGAAGUGUGUGCCGAAGGGCUUGAUACGAAACCUGAGUCGAAGCAGUAUCUUUCUAGGGCCAGGCCCCAUCAAAAAUGUGGGCCAGCCAUCUGCGUCCCUUCGAUUCUACAACACACCACAAUUCGUUCCCCCAAAACCGAUGCGGUCCAGCAACGCCCUGAACGUGCUCGUCUACUCUGGCCCUGGAACAGGCAAAACACCUAUAGAUCAUACCCUACGAACUUUGAAGGAAAACUUGUCGUCUUCGUACGAUGUCAUGAUGGUAGAUGCCAAAACUUUGUUAACGGAACCUUGGGAAGGAUAUACUGCUCUUUUAGUGAUGCCAGGUGGUAGAGAUUUGCCAUUUGUCAAGGCUUUAAAUGGUGAUGGGACGACCAGAAUUAGACGAUAUGUAGAAUCUGGUGGUAAAUACAUAGGCAUUUGUGCUGGAUCGUAUUUUGCUAGUGAAAAAGUGGAAUUCGAGCUUGGAAGGAAGGAUUACCAGGUUGUAGGGGAACGAGACUUGAAAUUCUAUAAAGGAAUAGCACGAGGAUCGGUUUAUAGUGGCUUUGUUUAUGAUUCAGAGAUGGGUGCUAGAGCCGCUCGCGUCAAACUUGAUCCAUCGGUUCCCUUGUCAUCACCAACUACAGAGCCCAGUAUUGCCAUGUAUCAUAAUGGUGGACCGUAUUUUGUACUGGCUGAAGGCCCUGACGGGGUGGAUGUAGUCCCAGAAGAUACUCGAGUGCUAGCUUGGUAUGAUGAUAAAUCAGACAUAACUAGUUCCACACGACUACCAGCUAUUGUAUCUUGUAGUGUCGGACGUGGUCAAGCAGUAUUAUCAGGCCCACAUUUCGAAUAUAGUGCAUCGGCCAUGAAGUCGCAUCCAACAUAUUCAGACUCGACAUCAAAACUGGUACCACUACUAGACUCAUCCGACCAGUCUCGCAGAGAAUUGGUUCGAUAUAUAUUAGGUACCGAGCUAGGCCUUACUCUCAACGAGAUAAAACCAACAUCACCAGUAGAUGAUGACUUGUCUGCAGGUCCCACACUAUCUGAACUACACGUUUGUUUUGGACCAGGCAAGACCUGGAAGACUCAAACAUUCGAAAACACCAUCACGGAUGCCCUCAUUGGUGAAACAUCCAUGAAAGUCCUCGAAGAUGAUGUCAAUAUAUUCAAUGUAUAUAAAACAUCAGCUUCUGCACCACAAAAGGCUGAAGAACAAGAAGGAGCUAAAAUACCAUUGUACAUAUCUAUACAUAAUGCUGGAGACUACCCUGUACCUUCUGCUACUCCGCAAUUCAAUCUACCGAAAUAUUAUGACAUGCUGGCUAUCGCACGAGCUGAGGCUGAAAAGAAGGGUGUCGCGUUGGAAGAUGAGCUUUCGUUUGGAUCUACUGUCAUGUAUGGGGAAAUCGUUACCUCAACUCAAACUAUUCUCGACAAGAACUUCAAAUUCUCAAAGGAUUUGCCAAGCGGAUUUACUGCUAUAGCUUCUCAUCAAGUCGCUGGGCGAGGUCGAGGACGAAAUGCUUGGAUUUCGUCUAUGGGAUGCUUGCAAUUCUCAUUCAAAUUGCAGCAUCGUGAUGCGUCCUCCGUCAUAUUUGUACAAUAUCUGAUGGCUCUGGCUGCAGUAGAUGCAAUUCAAUCCAAACCUGGCUACGAAAAUCUCCCGAUUCAUUUGAAAUGGCCCAAUGAUAUCUAUGUACAGCUGAGACCCGGUCACGAUGGAUUGAAAAAGAUUGGCGGUGUACUAGUCAACUCUUCCUACCAAUCUGGAGUGUUUUCGCUGGUAGUAGGUUGUGGCAUCAAUAUCGCAAAUCCACGACCAACGACAUCAGUCAAUGAAGUCAUCCAAGUCCACAAUGCUACAAAGAGUCUUCGGUUUCCUGAAUUGAAUUUGGAAGAAGUCUUGGCUCAAGUCUUGACUACCUUCGAAUGCUAUUAUCGUGAAAUGGAAGAUGCUGUUAAGGAUAAGAAGAAGUGGAGAUUUGCAUUUGAGCCUUUCUUGCCUCGUUAUUACAAUGCUUGGCUUCACAGCCAAGUACGAGUCGUGCUGGAGGACCACAACAAUGUUCAAGCUACCAUCGUUGGUAUUGAUCCUUCUGGGUUGUUGAAAUGUGUAGGUGAAAACCAGGCCGAGUAUUUAUUACAACCUGAUGGCAAUUCAUUUGAUAUGAUGAAAGGAAUGAUUGCUCGCAAAAAGUAG